Molecule: messenger RNA, 570 nt
Organism: Aspergillus niger
Lineage: Eukaryota; Fungi; Ascomycota; Eurotiomycetes; Eurotiales; Aspergillaceae
Exons: 3
Coding region: 1-570 (189 amino acids)
Source: RefSeq, a predicted model, not a curated record
AUGUCGCCAGUCGAUAUCCCCUUUAUCCAUUCCGAGCUUGUUGACAGUGAGGAAAUUGCUCGUGUUUGCGCAACCACCCUACCUGUUCGCAAAAGCAAGUACAGUCAUUUAGCAGAGAAAGCUGUCUCCGAUUUCCAGCAGCAGUGGCAGCAGGAAGUUCGGUUCGCAUACUGUGGAGGAAGUUCUCCGCAGGGCCCCGUCACUGCCUUCUUUCCCCCGGAAAGUAAACCAGAUCGAGUUGAGGUUUUCACGAAGCUCAUUGAGUACUUUUUUGCUCAUGAUGAUGUUCUCGGAGUUUCCGGAAGCGUUGAGGUCGACAGAACCGAAUCCCCAGAUGCGAUUGGAUGGGGAAUACGCAGAGGAACGAUCAGCAGUGCCCGAACCAGCGCAAUGAAACAAAUUCAGUCAGAAGUGUUUUUGCGUCUUGUUGAAAUCGACAGACCACGAGGAAACCUCAUCCUUCACGCUAUCAACAAGCUUUCCCGGGUUCACGAGACGAUAGACUCUCGGGACCUCAAGACUUGGGAUGAUCUACUGCAGUAUCGUGUCCAGGAUUUCGGAGCAGAGUAG